AUGUCGCGGCAGGUCCACCAGCUGAUCCUGGAAGUGCUCAAGUCGCGGCCACCGACGCGCGAUGUCAAGUCGUACCUAAAUACGUUUGGGCGCCGCGCAAAGCCCGUGCGCCCCGACUUUUUCUCGCGGAGCGAUCCGCGGCCCAAGCCCCUUUCUUCGCCGGGGGCUCGCGCUGCUGCACCGGUACCAGGGGCGCCAGUCUCGGUGCGCAAUGCGGUGGAAGAGUCGGAGCAUGCAGGAAAUCUCACGCAGGAUGCUACCAUCGUUGCGGAUCGCGUCGCAGAAGACCACGAAGUCUAUUCGCUAGCCGAGUCACACACUGCCUUGGUCAAGCUGCAAGGGCCGUUUACCGACCGGCAGCUGUUGUCGAUUGCCGAGGGACUUGCGUAUCUCAAGCGCCUCGGGCUCAUGUGCGUCGUCGUGCUGGACCACGGCGGAUGGCAGAGCCUCUCGCGGUACAAUGCGGAUGGGACGCAGGUCGAGACGGACACGAACGAGCUCGCGCCGUGGCUCGGCACGACACACGACCACCACGCCCUGGCAUUUGGAUCGGAAGAGGCGGGGCAGCGCAACAAUAUGGUCAAAGAGCUGUGGCAGGUCGCCAACGCUUUUACGAGUGCCGGCGUCGAUCCACGUCCUUAUGGCCACGCAGUGAUGCGCAUCGCGCCACUCGCAGACCUCCCUGCCUCGCUGCACGAUGCCGAAGGAGGGAAUCGCGCCGAAGAAAGCCGCGCGCCGCUUGCCGCUGACUGCUCGCUCCAGAGCGUGUUUCGGUCGCUGGACAGCGGCCAGAUGCCCAUCUUGAUACCCCUGGCCUUGUACGACGACCGCGCGCGGACCGACUGCAAAGAGCCGAGCGCAUUACGAACGGUAUGUGUAAAUGCCGACGAUGUCAUGGUCGCCUUGGCGCGCGAAAUGGCCGACGCUGGCGAGCGCAAUGCAGAGGCUUGUGCGGAUGGUGCCGUGUCUGAGCCGGGCCACGCCACCGUCCUCACUCCCUUGCGGCUCAUGGUCAUCAGCCGCGAAGGCGGCAUUCCGUCGCAUGCACGCGGCGGCAAUCCGCACCUCUCCGUGAAUCUCCGGUCAGAGUACGAUGCGAUCCGCUCGUCUUUUGUUUGGAACGAUACCCAUCCCACGGCGUUGCCGAAUCUCGACAUGAUCCGUGACUGUCUCGCGUAUAUGCCGCCUACAUCGAGCGGCGUGAUGGUCACGCACCGCUCGCCUCGCAGCCUCAUUGCCAAUUUGAUUACCAACAAGGCGGCGCAUUCGCCGAGUCUCCCCCAGCGCCUGCUCGCACGUCGCCAGGAUGUGCGCCAUACCCCCACGAUCCUGCGCAGCGGUCUCCCAGUGCGUGUCCUGACCGACUGGGCGGAUGUUGACCAGGACAAACUGCAGGCGCUGCUCGAGCAGAGUUUUCGACGCUCGCUCAAUCGCGAGGCGUACUUUGGUCGGCUUGCCGCCCUGCUCGACUUUGUCAUUAUCACGGGCGACUACGACGGCUUGGCGAUUGUCACCAAAGAGUGCGCUCCUGGCGAGGAUCCUCACAAGGUCGAGCCGAUUGCGUACCUCGACAAGUUUGCGGUGCUGCCCAAGCUACAAGGCAGCGGUGCCGUGGACUUUUUGUGGGGCGCGCUGCGUGACGAAGUGCACGGCCUUGGCCUCCUCGACGCGCUGAACAACAACGGUGGAAAGAAUGGAUUUGGCGUCGGCCGCGACCUCGUGUGGAAGAGCCGCGCAUCGAAUCCGGUGAAUCGGUGGUACUUUGAGCGGAGUAAUGGCUUUGUGCGCCUCCCGCCGUCGUUUGGUAUCAAGCCUGGAGCGCCCGCGCCCCCUGCCUCAGAAUGGGCUAUGUUUUGGUGCGAUGCCGAACAGCGUCUUGCUGAGCUCGCUGGGCGCAACGUGCUGACGUCUGCCUCGUCGCUUGACGAAGUGCGUGACUCGGCCAAGGCGCACAUUGCACCGCCCAUGACCCCCCUGUCGUCGGCACGCAUGCCCUCGGAUACCAUCCUGCCGAUCGUGGCGCGCGAAGAGUGCGGCCGGCUCGAACGGUGGGCAAAAUGUCUUGCUACGAUUCCCUCUGCAUGGAACUAG
Malassezia japonica is the source of this 2091-nucleotide messenger RNA. It is a transcript of the gene ARG2, whose product is annotated as amino-acid N-acetyltransferase. Gene Ontology annotation, cellular component: mitochondrial matrix. NCBI's taxonomy places the organism in Eukaryota, Fungi, Basidiomycota, Malasseziomycetes, Malasseziales, Malasseziaceae. Bases 1 to 2091 code for a protein of 696 amino acids. The record is from RefSeq and is a predicted model, not a curated record. Gene Ontology annotation, biological process: L-ornithine biosynthetic process; L-arginine biosynthetic process. The transcript has a single exon. Gene Ontology annotation, molecular function: L-glutamate N-acetyltransferase activity, acting on acetyl-CoA as donor.